GGGGGUUGGGAAGGAAGAGAAGAGCAGGCGGAGGAGGCAGCGGGCGCAGGCCGGAGAGAAAGGCGAGAGAGAAGGAGGAAGCCAGCAUCGGCGGAAGCCUCCCCGCUUCCCCCAGCCGCCUCGGACAUCGGACUCUCUUCUUCCCCGCUGGGCGGCUGGUGCCGGCUUCGCUUCUUCUCGCCAUGUCGGUGAAUAUGGAGGAGCUCAGGCACCAGGUCAUGAUCAACCAGUUCGUGCUGGCUGCGGGCUGCGCGGCCGAUCAGGCGAAGCAGAUGCUGCAGGCGGCCCACUGGCAGUUCGAGACCGCCCUGAGCACGUUUUUCCAAGAAACAAACAUUCCCAACAGCCACCCUCAUCACCAGAUGAUGUGCACACCUAGCAACACACCUGCUACACCACCUAAUUUCCCGGAUGCCUUGGCCAUGUUCUCCAAGCUACGGGCCUCGGAGACCCUGCAGAGCAGUAACAGUCCCAUGACAGCCAUGGCUUGCUCCCCCCCUGCAAACUUCAGCCCCUUUUGGGCCUCUUCUCCACCCAGCCACCAGGCAGCCUGGAUCCCACCUUCUUCCCCCACAGCUCACGGCCUACACCACCUCCACCAUCCUCAGCCCACGUGGCCCCCUGGGGCACAACAGGGGGGUUCCCAGCAGAAAGCUGUGGCUGCAAUGGAUGGGCAGAGAUAAGACUUUGUGCUGCUGGGGCCCGGGCUGGGGGUGCAGGGGCUAGAAGUGCUUGGGGUAGGGGUGGGUGCAGAGAAG
Molecule: messenger RNA, 758 nt
Organism: Vombatus ursinus (common wombat)
Lineage: Eukaryota; Metazoa; Chordata; Mammalia; Diprotodontia; Vombatidae
Gene: UBALD2
Product: UBA like domain containing 2
Exons: 3
Coding region: 183-683 (166 amino acids)
Molecular function (GO): protein binding
Source: RefSeq, a predicted model, not a curated record